Messenger RNA from Ctenopharyngodon idella (grass carp), 1246 nucleotides. RefSeq lists its product as uncharacterized. The record is from RefSeq and is a predicted model, not a curated record. Gene Ontology annotation, cellular component: membrane. The coding region runs from base 199 to 858 and encodes 219 amino acids. The transcript is spliced from 7 exons. Lineage: Eukaryota; Metazoa; Chordata; Actinopteri; Cypriniformes; Xenocyprididae.
UGACACUAAACAACCUUUGACCAUAUUCUGGCUAAUCACAAAUCAGGACUCUCCCUAUUGGGCGGGCUUUAAGAAUGAGACCCUGAGAAAGAACUUUGACCCUGUAUUUCACGAAGACGGAUCUUCUUGAAGUGAUUCUGUGUACUUCAUUGUUUGUUGACUUGUUUUGGACUGAUUUAUAAGCGUGUUUCAUAUUUAAUGUCUGUGAUUCCAGAGAUGACUCAGAACAUGUUCCAGGAGGGACUGCAUCAGGUGUUUUUUAAGGAACGGCCUUUGCCCCGCCUACUUCCAGCUGCCGACUCCACAACUGGAGAGCCAAUGGAAGAUAGACUAGUCCGUUGGUUUGGGACAGUGGUCAAUACCCGCAUCCUUCUGUCUGGGGUUGUUCAGAUUUUCAGUGCUGUCUCCUGUAUUCUCUGCACCUUCUCUUAUACUUGUUUGACUUUCAACUGUUCUGCAUCUUUGACAGCACCAGUAUGGUUUGGCCUGUUUUAUGUGGUCACCGGGUCACUUGCAAUUGAGCUCCAGAGGAAACCCCAAAAAAUCAAAGUCAUGACUCUGAUGGGCUUGAACAUCUUCGGCUUGCUGUUUGCAGUUUGUUCUUUUCCCACCUUCUUUAUGAAAUCCUCACAACUUGACCAUGCCACCACUCAGCAGCGCAUUGGUGUGCAUGUGCUGAAGGGUAGUGCGGUAGUGUCCAUCCUCCAGUGUAUGUUUGCAGCCAUGUACACGAUUUUUCUUAUUUGGAGAGGUAUGAAGUCCUACAGCAACUCCUACAGAAAGGACUACAUCAGCGUAAUGCAGAACUCAGAAGAACAUACAGAUCCACUGCUGGAAAACGAACAUUUCAGCAUUUGAACUGUCAGUGUGUGACAUCAGGAAACUUAUGCAAGCAAAUUUAAGGCUUAUUAUAUUUUGUCAAGAGAAUAAAUACAUUUUUUUAGCAUUUGCAGCCCAGUUUACUAUGCCAAAUAACAGUGAUACUGCAGAAACCUGAAUAUAUAUAUAUACUGCAUACUUCCAUUUAUUAUACAAUAUAUAAAUUAUGAUAUAUCUAAUGUAUAAUUUAUAUACAUUCAUUACAUAUGCAUGUAAUUUGUGAGCAUCACAUAGACCUCAUCAGUGAUUUUGUAUAAUAAUAUAUUUAUGUGCAAUUAAAUGUGGAUAUUAAAUUGUGUCUUUAGAUGUCUUUGUUGUGCCAUUGCUGAAAGUCAAAUUAUUGCAAAAUAAAAAUGUAAUAUCUUUA